UGUGGUUCUCUGUGUAAAACAAUUUGUUUGUGAGUCCUUUCUGCAAUGUCGUCCAUAAAGUUGCUUUCCAAGAAUGUUUGACGCUCUACUGUUGAUCAGGGUGCUGAGGGUGAAGGGGAGGCAGUGGUUUGGGGGUGGUACACGAGGAGCUGCGGCAUCGGCACUUCGGGGACUGUGCAGCGCAUCAGCACCACAUUUAGCAGCUGCUCGAUCACUAGUGCCGUUGAUGGGAGCUUGCGAGGAGGCAGCGGCUGCUGCAGUUGCAAUGCAGGGAGGUGUUGGGAUGCGGGUAGAUGAGCGGGUUGCGAUCAUGGAAGGGCUUGUCGCUGUGGCUGGUGCACUUCCGUUUGCGGAAGCAGAAUCUGCACUCGCCAGACUGUCUGGGCCCGCACUGAAUGGCAUUCAAGCCUGUGCGGCAGCACAGGAUUUGACAGGUGCGAUGACUGUCAGUUUGGCAGCAGACAUAAGGAUCAUGGCCGCUUUGGCAGCUUGUGGGGACUCAGGAAAAUGGGCUGCAGCUGGUGGUGGGCACCCAGCAAUGGCUAUUCUUCAGCAGGUUUGGCCAGCCAUCGACCAGAUUGCGUCCAAGUGUGCAGGUGAUGCUGAUGUGGCGGCCGCAAUCUGUCAUCUGUGGGGAACAACUGCAAGAGAGGUUGGUGGGGUGUUGGCACCAGUUGUUCCACAGCUUGUUAAUGCAGCUGUAGCAAUGUUUCGGCAGCAUCAGCAUGCGGCCUGUGUUGACUGCCUGUCAGAGGUGUAGGCACUAAGGGUACCGCACGUGUUCCAGGCCUUAGAACCGGGAGAAGAAAGACGGCUACGAAGAGCCCAUGCUCUAGCAGCGGGAAUACAGGAAGCACACAGAGCAGCAAGAGAGCAGGCAACAUCAGCCAGAGCAGCAGCGAUGGCUAACGGCGCAAGCUCUGCUGCGUCAUCGUCUGCGUCCUCGUCAGGGACUAAUGGGACUCAUUUGGGAAUGCCAAUAAGUUCCACAAGUUCUACGGGGACUUCCAGUUCAACAGGAUCUAGACAGUCUUCUAGUCAAAUGGCGGUCUUGCAGUUCAGCCCGUUGACCCCACGUGAGAGGGAGCUCAGAGAGAUCCAACAGGUCGAGAGGCUUCGCCAGAAGUUAGAGGAGGAUCUGAAGAAGGCAACCGAUAGAGAAAAAGAGAUAAAGAAUAGAGCAGCCAGGCUUGAAACAUUAGAGGCUGACAAGGCUGAGUUAGAGGGUUUGGAUGAGUCAACAUUGACUGACCCGUUGAAAACGCUGAAGAAGAAUAUGUUGUCGUUGCAUGCGCACGUGGACAACAGAUUAGAUUUCAUGCAAAGCACUCUAGACCAGAUCUUGGACGCAUUGACAAGGCCAGGAUUCCGGCCACCAGCACAAUCGCCGUUGCCGUUAUCGGCGAUGUCAGGCCCCUUUCCAGUUCAAGCUGGUACACAACCAAGUGGUACGUCUGCAGCAGUCGCACAGUCUGUUGCAUCUUCUUCUUCGGGUCCAGCGGUGGGAGCUACACCACCGCAACAACCUGUUCCUCAACAGGGACAGCCGCAGGGUCAACGGUAUCCUAAGACCCCAAUGAAACCGCCUCUUGCCUUCUCAGGUGAGAGGAAGGACGAAGAACUCAACACAUGGUUGAGGACAGUCCGGGUUUGGGUAAAGGCCAAGAGGACCUUGCUAGAGGACAAAGUGGUAAUUGCUGCGUCUUACCUCGAGGAUAAGGCAACCAAAUGGCUAGAUGGUGUAGUUGUAAAGGCAGGGUACGGGCGACGCGUGGUGGACUGGGCUAAGUCUCUAACGUUAGACCAGUUCAUGGAAAUGGUAGAAGCUCGAUGGCAUAAUCCACAGGAGGCACAAAGAGCCACUGAUGCGAUUAACAAGCUGGACCAACGAAAGUUCAAGUCGGUUAGAGAGCUUACGACUACCGUUGAGAGCCUGAUCCUCGUCCCAGGCAUCAACUACAGUGACCAGUUCCUGUUAACUACGUUUGUUAGAUGUUUACCAGAGAACAUCAGGAACUUACUGGCCAGCGAGGCACGCACUGAGUACCAUUCGUUUGAGACACUGUCUAGGAAAGCCUUAGAUUUGGAGGCCACGCUAGGCAAUGCUCAACCAACCUCUCAGAUUGACACGAGAAAGAAGGAGAGUCCUCAGGAGUGGAAGAAGAAGGGGGCUAAGUUGAUGAUGGUUGAGUCCGAUGGGACUCAAACGGAGAUCGACGAACUCACUGACCUGAUGGACUAUACAGAGUUUGACGGCGAGGAGGUAGCUGAGGGUAGCACCCUCGCCGCGGUAGUCAAGACUAAGGCAGGUGGCCGAGGGAAGGGCCAAUCUAGGAAUCAAGGAAAGGCCGUCUCCAAUCAGACCAAGCAAGUUGAAUGGGUGAAGGCAGGUCUUGACCAAGACGUGUGGCGUGACCGCCGAGUGCGUGGCACUUGUAUCAAUUGCGGGGAAUACAGACACUCGCAAUACAAGUGCCAGAACGCAAAGGUUACGCAAAAGAUACCUCCAAAGAUGGGGGCAUCCUAUUCCCAGGCUUCUAGCUUGGGAAACGCGUUCUUCUACUUGAGGACUGAUCAUCAGACCCUCAAAUGGAUCAAGACUCAACCGGCUCUUUCUGACGCACUCAAGCGAUGGAUUGAGGUCAUAGACCAAUAUGACUUCAAGCUUGAGUACUUGAAGGGAGAGUACAACAAGGUUGCGAAUGCGCUAUCCCAUAGAGCAGACUACCUAGGUGCGCUAGUUUCUGACUUUGGCGUAUCUGACGAAGUAACUCAAUCAUUGGUGGGAGCCUAUCAGGAAGACCCUGUCACGAUGGACAUCAUGCGCAAACUUCAGGCAAAAGACAAGGCCACAGAAAGUGAGUUUGUGAUGGUGGACGGGUUACUCUAUCUUGAUAAGGCCGGAAUAAAAAGGUUAGUAGUUCCAUCUAGUGAACGUUUGCGUAGUUUAUUUUUAGGCGAAUGUCAUGACGCAACCGGGCACUUUGGCUACAAGAAGACGAGUGCUAACUUAGUACAACGAUUCUGGUGGCCUGGUAUGAUGGAUGACGUGAAGAAGUACGUAGAGACUUGUCAGGUCUGUCAGCGGGACAAGCCGCGAACUCAAGCACCGCUUGGGUUGUUGAAGCCUUUGCCUAUCCCUGCUGGUCCAGGACAGAGUGUCUCCAUGGACUUCAUGGACACCCUGGUGACUAGUAAGAGUGGCAAGAGGCACAUCUUCGUCAUCAUCGACCGAUUCACCAAGUACGCUAGAUUAGUGGCUAUGCAAGAGACCGCAAGAACUGACUACGUUAUCAAGUUGUUCAAAGACAACUGGAUUGUGGUGAUGGUGGGGCCAUAUGGAUCUACUGAGAUGAACAACACUCUUUCAUGGAUGUUAUCAGAAGUGAUGGCACUGAUUCCGGCAUUGGAGCAGAACAUAGCUGAAGUCACGGCUUCUGAUGUGGGGACCACAGCAUUUGCGAAAGCAAAGGGGUCAAAGCGACGAGAUCGGAAGCAGAGGGAGCCAUUGGAGGCAAUGCGAGCUGUAUGCGGCCUAGCACGCAGUUUCCUUCAUUGGUGCCCAUCACUUUUGCUUCCAUCUCCAGCAUUUCUGCAGCUCUGCCAUUCAGCAAUUGGGUGUGUCAAGCGAGCCGAGAUAGAUUCUACCCAUUCGGCUCUUAUGUUUUUGGCCGAGGCAGUACAAGGCGUUGCCGUGGAGAAAGUUGUGGAUAAGGAGGGAAGAUCAUGGCAACUUCCCGAAUCAUUGAGGCACAACGUUGACACUGCGAUGGGGUUUUACGGCGCUUUCCUUGUUGAGGAGCUGUUAAAAACCAUGGCAGGGGCAACCACAACACCUGCAGUGAUUGAGAUGAUGGGUGAAGUAAUGUACGGACUAUGCAGUCGAUAUCGCGCAUCGACGGAGGGUGCAAUGCUUGCAACGUUGAAGUCUGUCGACUUUCCAGCACGAAUUGGAACACUGACAGAAACAGACAAACAGCACUUUGCCAAGGCGGCAACUCGAGAUCCUCUCAUGCCAAAACAGCGGUUCCUAGGUUGGUGAAAAUUCUCAUCCCACGCCGUCGUCCUCUUGUCAUGCAUGAUCAAUUCUGUAUGAUAUUUGUGGUGCACGCUUGUUAUCUUAGCUCUCUCUCUCUCUCUCUCUCUCUCUCUCUCUCUCUCUCUCUCUCUCUCUCACACACACACACACACACACACACACACACACACACACACACACACACAAAGAACUGUAGGCAUAUGAGAGGGGGAGUGUGAUCGGACACUUCUUUCCUCGAUAAGAUGUUCACGGGUCAUUUUAGGUCUUGCAUCCCGCAAGAUGCUGGUAUUGGAGAGAGAGAGUAACAGUCUCCUUCAUGGCAUGACUUUUUGUCGACAGGAAGCAGUGGAGUUUUACAUAGGUAGUGACGGUUGCCGUUCAUCCAAAGCGUAUUUAGGGCCGCAAACACACUUUUUGAAUAAGGAGGUAGAAUGCAGCAUCAGUUUUUAGAUGUCUUUGACUAAAAGCCUCCCCUCCUUUUUGAGUGAGAACCGACUUUUGUUGAGGUGUCGAGAAUUUCAACCCCGUG
Chara braunii is the source of this 4568-nucleotide messenger RNA. The record is from the annotation of a GenBank genome assembly. NCBI's taxonomy places the organism in Eukaryota, Viridiplantae, Streptophyta, Charophyceae, Charales, Characeae.